AUGAUGUCAACAAUAUGUUCCGAAGAAGCGUGUCAGCUGUCGGUGACAGAGACAGAGAGCCAUUUAAGAACAGAUGCCGACAUGGGCCUGGAUCCGGAUGAAGCCAAUCGACGUAGAGCUGUGCAUGGCUACAAUGAGUUUGAAAUUACUAAAGAAGAACCUCUUUGGAGAAAGUAUUUGGGACAGUUUAACGAUCCACUGAUCCUGCUGCUCCUGGCCUCGGCGUUUAUCAGUAUAUUUAUGAAGCAGUUUGAUGAUGCCAUCAGCAUAACAGUGGCCAUCAUUAUAGUGGUGACUGUGGCAUUUGUUCAGGAAUACAGAUCUGAGAAGUCACUAGAAGCCCUGACAAAACUUGUCCCUCCGAAGUGUCACUGUCUGAGAGAAGGGAAGCUGGAGACAUUUCUAGCACGAGAUCUUGUGCCUGGAGAUGUAGUUUACCUUGCAAUGGGUGACCGAGUUCCUGCUGACAUCAGGCUAUUUGAGUCAAAUCAGUUAGCAAUAGAUGAGUCAAGUUUUACAGGAGAAAUUAUACCUCGAUCAAAGGUGACAAGUGCUCUACCAAAACAACAGCAUAUAGACAUCAAUGACAGAAAGAACAUCGCAUACAUGGGGACGCAAGUUCGGUGUGGACGAGGAAAGGGGUUUGUAAUAGGAAUUGGUGAAAGUUCUGAGUUUGGAGAAAUAUUCAAGAUGAUGCAAGAAGAAGAGUCACCCAAGACACCUCUACAAAAGAGUAUGGACAUCCUAGGAAAACAGCUGUCUUUUUACUCCUUCUGUAUAAUAGGGGGCAUCAUGUUUCUGGGCUGGAUCCAGGGACGGGGCCUACUGGACAUGUUUACCAUAGGGGUCAGUCUGGCAGUAGCUGCUAUCCCAGAGGGCCUGCCUAUUGUAGUGACAGUAACACUGGCAUUGGGUGUGAUGAGGAUGGCCAACAGAAAAGCCAUUGUGAAGAAACUGCCAAUCGUAGAAACUUUAGGAUGUACAAGUGUUGUUUGUUCUGACAAGACUGGCACAUUAACCAAGAAUGAAAUGACAGUGACUCAAAUAUACUCAUCAGAUGGGCUGAUAGCGGAGGUGACAGGUGUAGGCUACAAUGCUUCAGGAGAGGUGACAUGUCAGAGACAGGAAGUAAGAGAUAACUCUCAUCCCUCUCUGGUAAAGGUCAUAGAGGUCGGCUGCAUCUGUAAUGAUGCUGACAUAUGUGCUGAUGGAUUACACGGACAGCCAACUGAAGGUGCUCUUAUAGCAUGUGCAUGGAAGAUGAACAUUCAUAACAUCCGCGACCUGUAUACACGUCUGGAGGAGAAGCCCUUCGACUCUGAAACCAAGUGUAUGACUGUGAAGUGUACACCUCAGUAUGGAAAUAGUAAGGAGAUAAUUUACUUUGUGAAGGGAGCUAUCGAGAAAGUGCUGAGUAACUGUGUGAGAUACAACAGUGAGGGCUCCUGUCUUCCCAUUUCUGAUAAACAAAAGAUGGGAUAUAUAGAGCAGGCAACUAGGAUGGGCAGUGCAGGAUUGCGUGUACUGGCGAUGGCAUACGGUCCUGACCCUCAUAGUCUGGUGUUUGUGGGUAUGGUGGGGAUUAUUGACCCACCUCGUCCUGGAGUCAGGGAAUCUAUCUCCACACUCAUCAGUGGAGGAGUAUCCAUAAAGAUGGUGACUGGAGAUGCAGAAGAAACUGCCAAGGCAAUAGGUGCACGACUGGGAUUGUACGCCAUGGGAAACAGAACUUUGUCUGGUGACCAGGUAGAUAGUAUGGACACAGAAUCACUUAAAAACAUCAUGAACAACACAACAGUGUUUUAUAGAACAACGCCAAGACACAAAGUCAAAAUUGUAAAGGUCCUACAGUCUUUAGGACAUGUUGUGGGUAUGACUAGUGUUGAUAACAUUGUUCCAUGUCCAGGUCCUACAGUCUUGAGGACAUGUUGUUGCUCAUUUCCAAUAUACAUGGUGGAUGAUGACUUUUUCACAUUAUCUGCCAUUGAAGAAGGAAAAGCAAUAUUCUACAACAUUAGAAAUUUUGUCAGGUUUCAGCUUAGCACGAGUAUAGCAGCCCUAUCUCUGAUAGCAUUGUCUACCUUGAUGCAGCUACCCAACCCACUGAAUGCCAUGCAGAUUCUGUGGAUCAACAUAAUUAUGGAUGGCCCUCCAGCACAGAGUUUGGGUGUGGAGUCAGUGGACCAUGAUGUGAUACGACAACCCCCUCGUAAAGUCAAGGACCCCAUCAUCACUAGAAGUCUCAUAUGUAGUGUCCUCAUGUCAGCUACUAUCAUCGUCCUGGGGACACUAUGGGUGUUCUGGAGAGAGAUGAGUGACAACAAGAUCACACCAAGGGAUACCACAAUGACCUUCACCUGUUUUGUGUUCUUUGACAUGUUUAAUGCUCUCAGCUGUAGAUCUCAGGAGAAGUCAAUAUUUCAAAUUGGAAUUUUCUCCAAUAAAGUAUUUCUGGCAGCUGUGAUUGGUUCCAUCAUUGGUCAGCUCCUUGUCAUCUACUUCCCUCCACUACAAGCUGUGUUCCAGACUGAGGCUCUUUACUUUCAAGAUUUUGUGUUUCUAAUAUUCCUGACCUCUAGUGUAUUUAUAGCAAAUGAAAUUAAAAAAGCAAUAUACCGAGUAACAGAACGGAGGAAGAAACUACAGGCCUCAAGCAUGUAUUACCCUGACCACAUGGUGUGACACCAUAGCUAGUGUA
Molecule: messenger RNA, 2698 nt
Organism: Ylistrum balloti
Lineage: Eukaryota; Metazoa; Mollusca; Bivalvia; Pectinida; Pectinidae
Product: calcium-transporting ATPase type 2C member 1-like
Exons: 23
Coding region: 1-2682 (893 amino acids)
Biological process (GO): intracellular calcium ion homeostasis; manganese ion transport; calcium ion transmembrane transport
Cellular component (GO): Golgi membrane; plasma membrane; endoplasmic reticulum
Molecular function (GO): ATP binding; ATP hydrolysis activity; P-type calcium transporter activity
Source: RefSeq, a predicted model, not a curated record